CCCGCUUCCGGUAUACGUCGUACUUUCCUGCCCACUGAUGAAGAAGUCUUGGACAAAACCACUUAGUUUUUGUGACAAAGCAACCGCGGAAAUGAGAUAAAGAUGGAGAAACCGUCAGCGCAGACGUCCUCGCCGCCGAUGGACGAUGGUUCGGACUCGGACGUGUUGUGUUUGAAGAGAGUUGGUCGAAACUCCGACUGGCUUCGCCUCUACGAAAACACCGAGGUGACGCUAGGACGUGGGGUGGAUGCCACCUACCAGCUCUUGUCUCCGACCUGCCCGCUCAUGAUAUCCAGGCUCCACUGCACGCUCAAGAGCCAGGGGGGGACGCUGACUGUCACCGACCAGAGGAGUCUGAACGGGGUGUAUGUGAAUGGAGUCCGCCUGCCAGCAGAAGAACCCCACACACUGACGGUUGGGGACUCUCUCAAACUGGGCGUUCCAAUAAUAGGGACGGAGGUGGAGUUUGAGUAUCAACUGAUCAAACAGCCACUCAGUAACAUCAAGCACAACCUGGCAAAGGGACCCAAAGCUGGCGGCAGAGCGGCACACGGCCCGAAGGUGCACAAAAGGAAGCUGCCGGCGUUGGAAGUGGAGGCGUCAACGUCCAGACCGAAACUCUACCGCAGCUCCUCUGCGGACAAGGCCUUGGCGCGGCCCUGCCCUGUGACCCUGGUGAAACUUCAGCAGGAGCCGAGUGUCGCCCAGCCAGAGGACACGGAUCCCAUUAGGGAAGUUCUUGAAGUUGCCGAGGACCUGGACGACUUACAGACGUUCAGUCAGAACAUUGUGCUGCUGAGGCAGCAGGUGAGCAGCACUCGGAGGCAGGUGGCCUCGAUGAACAGGGAGCCCCAAGAGAGGGACAACCCAGUGAGAGGGAAGCAGGUGGAGGAGCUGCAGAAGCAGCUGGAGACUCUUCCAGCGAAGAUGCAGAGGAUGGAAGCGAUGGAGAAGACCUUCGCUGAGACAAGGAGACAGCAUGAGGAGCAGAAGACGCAGCAGCAGGAAGAACUUCUGAAGAAGCAGCUGGAGGAGGCCCUGCAGGAGCAAAGGAAGGUGAUUGAAGAGCUGGCACAUUCUCGCCAAGGCUUUGAGGAGAUCCUCUCGGCUAAGAACAAAGAGCUGGAGCUGACGAAGGAAAAAGCGCGAGCACAGAAGGAGGAAGUUGUGACGCAGAUGAACGAGGUGCUGGAGAACGAGCUCCAGUGUAUCAUCUGCUCAGAGUUCCUGAUCGAGGCUGUCACGCUGAACUGCGCCCACAGCUUCUGCUCCUACUGCAUCAGUCAGUGGCGCAAGAAGAAAGACGAGUGUCCCAUUUGCAGGCGGCCCAUCGUGUCCCUGACUCGCUGCCUGGCGCUGGACAACUGCAUCAACGGCAUGGUGGACAAGCUCAGCCUGGAGAUGAAGACGCGGCGCCAGACGCUCAUCUCCGAGAGGAAAGCGCUGAGCCCCCCUGAGCCGACAGUGAUCCUGGACGACAGCAGCAGCAGCAGUCUCAGCGGCAGCAGCUUGGUGUUGACGGAGAGCAGCAUGGACUCUUUUGUCUCUGGAGACUCGGACAGCAGCGAUGAAACCAGCCUCACGGACACGGGCAGUAGCAGCAGCACCAGCGAGCUGGAGUAGUUUCAGCCUGUGAGUUCGAAGGCCAGACUGUUUUUUGUGUUCCUGGCCAAACGAAUGGUUCCUGGAAUUCGGGGUUCUCUUUCCUCUUUCAUUUCACUCAAUAAAGCUCAUGUGGCGUUCGUUCGCUCGACGUCCGCCGUUUCUCACCUGAAACCUGAUCUCAUCGACUGUCUCCAAGGGGUCGUAAUAUUGUGCCCUCUUGAGUUGAUGGUGGAGAAAGUGCUGUCGAUGAGCUGAGGUCAGUCACCAGGUUUGGACAGUGCAGGAGGAGUUUGUUUCUCUUCUCAGCUGGGAACGGAAUGGGAAUGGACAUGCUUCAUGUUGAGCCACUCCUUUGUUUAGGAUCACUGUCAUGAUGGAGAGUCUCCACCUCGCAUGACUGUGAGAUGGUGUUCUUUGUUCUCAGUGGGAAACAUGAUGGUUAACACACUUGUCUCCUUGUAGAGGAGGCCCUUGCACGACUCAUCAACCCAAUGUUUCUGCCAAAAUCUUGAGUCUUUCAUGAAGAAUAAAAUUC
This is a messenger RNA of Synchiropus splendidus (mandarinfish), 2140 nucleotides long. It is a transcript of the gene rnf8, whose product is annotated as ring finger protein 8, E3 ubiquitin protein ligase. Gene Ontology annotation, biological process: double-strand break repair; ubiquitin-dependent protein catabolic process; protein K48-linked ubiquitination. NCBI's taxonomy places the organism in Eukaryota, Metazoa, Chordata, Actinopteri, Syngnathiformes, Callionymidae. Gene Ontology annotation, cellular component: nucleus; ubiquitin ligase complex; cytosol. Bases 103 to 1623 code for a protein of 506 amino acids. The transcript has 9 exons. The record is from RefSeq and is a predicted model, not a curated record. Gene Ontology annotation, molecular function: ubiquitin protein ligase activity; histone binding.